Messenger RNA from Exophiala viscosa, 336 nucleotides. RefSeq lists its product as uncharacterized. The transcript is spliced from 2 exons. Gene Ontology annotation, molecular function: catalytic activity. The coding region runs from base 1 to 336 and encodes 111 amino acids. The record is from RefSeq and is a predicted model, not a curated record. Lineage: Eukaryota; Fungi; Ascomycota; Eurotiomycetes; Chaetothyriales; Herpotrichiellaceae.
AUGUCCGAGAAAGACUGGAGAGACGACGAUGCUUUUGACAUACCCGAGACCGGAGAGUUCGCCAUCUAUGGAACGGUGUAUGCCGCGCCAGAACACGCGGACAAAGUCGAAGCCGUGUAUAAGGAAACAACAAAACGUGCUGAGAGUGAAGAAGGCACGAUAUACUACUGCAUAUCUCGGGACGCCAAUGAUCCUAGUAUCUUCCAUUUCUUCGAACGAUAUAAAUCAAAACAAGCUUUCGAAAAGCACAAUGACCAGAAGAUCAUCCUUGACUUGGUUAACAGCGACUGGAUGAAGGAUGUAAAGGCUGUCUUUGUCAGGCCAAUCACGCCGUGA